AAUGCAUUUGAAUAUAAGCUAGUCAACCACAUUAGACUAGCAAAAAGAGAAAGUGUCUAUGGAGAUUCUCAGUCAUCCAGGUCAUGAUCGUCCCAAAUGAUUGUCCCAAAGGUGCUUUUUCAAGAGGCAAAUGGACUUCCUGGUUUUUCUUUUGAAGACCUUUUGCUUCUGAUCCAAGAAGAAGCUAUAAUUAUAAGUAUUGUAAUUAUUUUUGUCUCUGCGUAAUUAAGGGUAAAAAGUUAAAAAAGGUUCCCCUCACAUAUAUGUGCUAGUCGUUCCCGACUCUAGGGGCGGUGCUCAUCUCCGUUUCAAAGCCAAAGAGCCUGCGCUGUUCGAAAAUGUCUCCGUGGUCAUGUGGCAAGCAUGAAUAGACACCAAAGGCGCACGGAAUGCUGUUACCUUCCCACCAAAGGACAAAUGUCAUGCAACCCUUCUUUUGGUGGAAUUGGGAAAGGACAUCUCAUAAGAGAAGUGGAUGCACUAGAUGGGCUCUGUGGUCGAAUCUGCGAUCAGUCUGGAGUGCAUUACAAAGUGCUAAACAAAAGAAAAGGACCAGCAGUCUGGGGUUACAGGGCACAGAUUGACCGAAAGCUCUACAAAGAGAACAUGCAGAAAGAAAUUCUACAAACCCCACUCCUGACCACUUGUGAAGCAUCAGUGGAAGAUCUGCUGCUGACUCUACCAGAGCCAAAUCAUCCUGGCAAACCUUCCGUCAGUGGAGUCAUUCUGGAAGAUGGAACAAAAAUCCAUUCUGGGAGUGUCAUUCUGACUACAGGGACAUUUUUGAGAGGGAUGGUUCUAAUCGGAUUGGAAAUGCAUCCUGCGGGGCGAAUGGGAGACCAACCCUCGGUUGGCCUGGCUCAGACGCUGGAGAAGAUUGGGUUUACCAUGGGAAGACUCAAGACCGGAACUCCUCCACGGUUGCUGAGAGACUCCAUUGAUUUCACUCAUCUUCAGAAACAGGAGGCAGAUAACCCUCCUGUGCCAUUCAGUUUCCUCAGUGAAGCUGUGUGGAUUAAGCCAGAAGAUCAGUUGCCCUGUUACUUGACCCACACCAACCCUGAGGUAGACCAGAUCAUCCAUGAGCAUCUUCACCUGAGCAAUCACAUCAAAGAAACAGUAAAAGGACCCCGAUACUGCCCUUCCCUUGAGUCUAAAGUUUUACGUUUUCCGAAUCGCCAGCAUCAGGUCUGGCUGGAGCCCGAAGGUCUGGAUUCUGAUGUCAUGUACCCACAGGGAAUGUCCCUGACGCUGCCUUCUGAGAUCCAGGAAAAAAUCAUCAGUCUUAUCAGAGGCUUGGAACAUGCUAAGAUGAUACAGCCAGGCUAUGGAGUUCAGUAUGACUAUCUGGAUCCACGUCAGCUGAGCGCCUCCCUGGAAUCUCGUCUGGUGCAGCGGCUUUUCUUUGCGGGACAGAUUAAUGGUACGACAGGCUAUGAGGAAGCUGCAGCCCAGGGUAUUGUUGCUGGAAUCAAUGCAGGCUUGCGGAUCCAAGGGAAGCCUCCUUUUAUCAUCAGUCGCACCGAGGGAUACAUUGGAGUUUUGAUUGAUGAUCUUACCACUCUUGGCACCAAAGAGCCAUACCGGAUGUUUACCAGCCGGGCAGAGUUUCGGAUGUCCCUGCGACCAGAUAAUGCUGAUAGCAGGCUUACUUUCCGAGGCUACCACGAAGCUGGUUGUGUGUCGCAAAAGCGGUAUGAACAAGCCUCUUUGAUGAAAGCAAUGCUGGAAGAAGGAAUGGAAGCACUGAAGUCUGUUCGGUUUGGCUAUAAAAUGUGGCGGCAGCUCGUUCCAGAAGCCAGAAUGAGUCCUCACCAUAGUUUCCCUCGCAGUGCUCUAGAAAUUUUCCAGAAUCCAGAUAUCAGUAUGGAUGUUUUAGCUAGAGCUCUCCCAGAAUCCAUGAAAAAAUUCACUGAAUGGAAACCACUGGCAGAAAGGCUGAAAAUAGAAGCUGUUUAUGGUUUCCAUGUGGCCAAUCAAAAGCUGGAAAUAGAAGAAGUACGUCAAGAUGAAGCUCUCCAUUUACCUGAGGACCUAGAUUAUCUCACUAUUGAUAUAUCUCUAUCCCAGGAAGUGCGAGAGAUACUACAUGCCCACCGCCCCCCAACGAUCGGUGCCAUCAGCCGUAUCCCUGGGAUUACACCAGCUGCUGUUUGUCAUCUACUGAAAUUUGUGAAAGGCAACCAUAAAAGAGCAGAGGAGAUAGACAAUUUAUCUAGGACUGCUGAGCCACUGUCUGCUGCAGAGCUGCUGGGUCAAAGAAAGUUUGAAGCUACUGGUUACAAAUAGUGCUUUUUGAGUCAGAGCCACUGAACCAUGACAGGUAUUCCUGGUGCUUACAACUGUAAAUCCAAUUCAGUUAAUGUAUAUCAUUUAAUACAUACAUAAAUAUCUAUAACAACCUCAGCAGUGGAUGUUGUGU
Molecule: messenger RNA, 2422 nt
Organism: Ahaetulla prasina
Lineage: Eukaryota; Metazoa; Chordata; Lepidosauria; Squamata; Colubridae
Gene: MTO1
Product: mitochondrial tRNA translation optimization 1
Exons: 12
Coding region: 364-2289 (641 amino acids)
Biological process (GO): tRNA methylation; tRNA wobble uridine modification
Cellular component (GO): cytosol
Molecular function (GO): flavin adenine dinucleotide binding
Source: RefSeq, a predicted model, not a curated record